This is a messenger RNA of Pecten maximus, 4451 nucleotides long. RefSeq lists its product as uncharacterized. The record is from RefSeq and is a predicted model, not a curated record. Bases 87 to 3917 code for a protein of 1276 amino acids. Gene Ontology annotation, cellular component: nucleus. The transcript has 12 exons. Lineage: Eukaryota; Metazoa; Mollusca; Bivalvia; Pectinida; Pectinidae. Gene Ontology annotation, molecular function: metal ion binding.
GAUUACGAAAUAAACACUGGAAAAUACAUCGAAUUAUGACGACGUCGCAGUUUAUUUCACUUUCAUUUGUUCUCUAGGAAAGAAAUAUGUCGAAAACUUCUGAAGCAGAAACAUUGAGAAACCAAAUCAAAUAUCUUACAGAUCUAAUCAACAAUGCCAAGAAAAGAAAACAAGGGCCCACCAUAAAGAAUACACCUUUAAAUGUAUCAAGAGAGGUUAAAGGUCACCAGCAGAGGGCAGGGGCGUAUCAUCAUGUAGAUUACACAAAGACUGAAUUACAGAGGUCAGGUACAGGUCAUGGUCAGCAGCUACAAUUUCAGAAUACUGGACAUCACAAAAAGGGGCAUGCACAAGAGUCUCUGAAACGGGGCAAAUAUGUUUGGACAAAAACCUCGGGUAAAUCGGAUAAUUCACUUGUGGUAUCUCCAGAACAAACAACAAUUUCAACACAGUCUUGUAAAAAAAUACAAGAACGAGGAAUAAAGAAAACAGGUUGUUUCUCAGCAGAGGUUAGGUGUUCUUCUAAUUUAUCAUCACUGAUGUGUAAUGACCACUCAACAAAAAUUUUGGAAAAUGUGCCAGGAGUUAGUGGGAGUUCUAAAGGAAGCUGUGUCAAGGUUAGAAAUAUGUCAAGUGCCAAAACAUCUGAUCAUAUUUCUUUACAUUCCCAGGAAGUCAAACCUGCAAUACCAACAGCUACAUUAAAAGAGAUUUCUUUCAUACAGAAUGUUUCAUCCAACAUUGUACCAACAUCAUCUUCAUCAAUGGCUGAUAUGUCAUCUUCAGGAUUAAAAAGUAUAAAGACACAGUUAGUUCAUAAACUGAAGGACUCUGUUUCUUCAUCAGUUAGAUCUGUUUCGGUCGAUUCAUCCUUAUUUAAAGGAAAAUCAACACAUAUAAAAUGUACUACUAGUACCUCAAAUAUUCCUUCUCUGAUGAAACCAGAGCAAUCUAGUCAGAAAACUGUUUUACCAACAUCUACUUGUAAAACAUCAACAAAGGAAGUGUCUGGUGAUAAAGAUGUGAUAUUGUUAACAGUUCAUUCACCAGAGCCGGUGGAACAAACUAGAAAGACAGAAUCUUGUCAAACCCAAGAGAAGGUAUCUGUAAUCCCAUCAUUCCUGAAGAAUCAUUUGAAAAGAAAAAUGUCAAAAGAAGUCAAGAGUGAGUUGACUUCAACAAAUACAGUUCAAAAAGUAGAGACUGAUUUUAAGAUGAAAGAAUCUGCUCCAAGUUUGCCAGCCUCUGAAAGGUUGUCUUCCACAGUUUCUUUGUCAGGAGAAUACAUUGCCUGCUCAGAAAAAGAAACCAUUUUACCUCAAACUCAAAGUAGUGGACAUCCAGGUGCUAAGUCUUCAUCAAUGCCUUUUGAAGAGUAUACCACAUCAGAUAAAAUAUCUUCAGAUUUGUCUGCGAAUAAAACAGUGUCUCUUUGUCAAGAUAGUCAAAAGAUCACUUCACCAACAGACUCACCUGGGAACAAGGUGUCUGUUCUGGGCCCACAUAGUAAUUCUUCACUGUUGAUAGAUACUCAUGCUAGGAUACAGCGAGCUUCAUCUUCAGAAAGUCAAACAUUAAAAUCUAACCCAACAAUUGCAGCAAAGCCGUCCAAAUUUUCAAAUGCAAAAUUCCGUCAAUCUAAAGCAAAUAUGAAGAGUUCAGCAGGAUCAAAUUCUGGCUCUUCUUUAUUGCCAGAGAUGUCCAAAACAAACAAUCAAAUAAUAGGUCAAGUAUCUCGCAGUUCAUCUAACUCCUCUCUCCAGAAAUCUAGUCAACAAUCUCAAAUUAACAGUGCUUCCUUUUCUAGUAAAACAUGUAUCACAGAAAAAAUGGAUUCACGUAAAGAUACUGUCCUGCAACUUAGUGAACAGCUAGCAAAAACGCAAGCAGAGAUCAAAAGGAUGACUCGCAACAUUACCAAUAGUCGGGUGACCAUGAAGUCUAUUGCUGCCAUAAAGAAAGAAAAGUCUAUGUCUGCUUUGCAAACUCACCCAGCAAAAGUUAAAUCAUUACAAGGAAUGAAGACUCAAAAACCGUACAAAAUGCAUGGGCAGGGCUCUUCUAAAGGACAAAAACAUCCGUUCAAGAAAGCACAAACUUUUCCAUGUAGAUUGAAUAGUCCUAAAUUUAAUUCGCGUCUUAAAAUGUCUUCAUCAAAGUCACGUGUUGUUUUUGAUAAAAAAUAUUCUUUGAAUAAAAAACUAACUAAAACAUUAGAAACAUCUAGCAAUAGUUCACCUCAAACAUCGAGACCUGCUGUAACACCAAGUAAAACACAGGUGGUUGCCAAGGUGAUCAAAUCCAAAUACAAACUGUGGAAAGUGACCUCUGGUGUUAAAAGUCCACCACCUCGCUAUGACAGUAAACCUCCAAUCUUCCCUGGUAGGACUUUCCCAAGCAAUAGAGGCUACUCCUUUUCUAAAAGUUCUAGCUACCAUAACCACAGGGGAAGAGGUCGAGGUGGUAUAAAUCCAUAUGGUUUCUAUCCACAUAUGGAGAUGAGGAGGCACCAUACUUAUCCAGGAACAAGGAACAGGCAUGGUCAUACUGGGCAGUACACAGGACAUGGGUAUCAAGUACGUAAGGGCAUGUACCCUGUCACUGGUAGAGGAUUCCACCACCCAUACAUCUCCCAAAAGACCAAGAAGUCGUAUCAUCUGAAGUCAAAGGCUAUCUUUGACAAGAAGUAUGUCCUGAAGAGAUUACAACAUAACAAGAACUCUCCCUCACGUUUCAAAUCUGACAAGAGAAGACAACCCGGGUCAGUUCAGCCUGGUGCUGCUAGAGUGUUAUCAGAUUUGCGAAGCCAACAUGUCUCUACUCUCCAGCCAACUAGAACACUGGGCAAAUCCAGUUUUGUGGUCAUCAAUGGCAUGUUGUAUAGAUCCAGCUCAAAAAGUCUGAUUAAAACUUCCCCAGUCAAGAUGGCGCCAGUUAAGUCUGCAGCUUCCAGUGUAGACAAAAGUAGCAAGACUGCCAGUAUCAUAGUCAAAAAGAUGCAGUCCAAAAGCAUGAAAUUGGUGACAGUUCGUGGGGUACAGUUUCAGAUGGAUGCUGGUGGUAAAACUCUGCAGAGGGUUCAUUCAACAUCCAGUUCACAAGGAGAUUCCCAGCAAUCACAGACAACAGUGAAGCGUCUAGAUAUUGGGGGAAUGACAUAUGUAAGGAACAGCCAGGGUGCCCUAGAGAGGGUUGGCUCAGCUAACACACGGGUUGUCGCCAACCGUGUGAUCCAUAAAAGUAUUGCAGCAGCCACAGCCCGAUACCGGAAAAUCAACGACCGAAACAAGCUCUCCAAGCAGUAUUGCCUCUUUUUCAACAGGUUUGGCAAGUGUAAGAGGGGCAGUAAAUGUCCUUACAUCCACGACCCAGACAAAGUGGCAGUCUGUACCAGAUUUCUGCGAGGGACUUGCCAAAUGACAGGUUGUCCAUUCUCUCACAAAGCAGCCAAGGAAAAGAUGCCAGUCUGCUCUUAUUUCCUGCGUGGUGUUUGCAAUAGAGACAACUGUCCUUACCUUCAUGUCAAAGUCAACAAAAAUGCAUCUGUUUGUCAAAACUUUUUAAAAGGAUUUUGUUCCCUCGGAGAAAAGUGUAAGAAGCAGCACACACGUGAGUGUCCAGCCUUCAGCAGAACUGGUCAGUGCCCAGCUGGUCGAACCUGUCCACUGGUCCAUAAAACAAAGAAAGACAAAGAAAAGAAGAAGCGGUCUAUGGUCACCUCAGUAGACAAAUCAGGUAAGGAACCAGACCAACAAAUACUGAAGAGGACGGCAACAGACUCUGGAAAAACGGAGGAGGACACCGGGCUCCCAUUCAAAUUACAGAAACUUCCUACAUUUAUCUCCCUUGGUAGCAGUCCAGUACCAGAAACUCUGACAUCACCAGAACAGGCCAUUCGCAUUAAGCCUCAAUUAUAAUACACCAAAUCACAGGUAACAGGUUUACCGGGAAAUGUGACGGUUAGUGUAUCCAUUUAAUCUAAUUAAAUCUGGCUUGAUAUUGCUAACAUCAGUUGUGGAGGAAACACUUGGCAAUUCAUGUUGGUUUAACUUUGUUCUUAAUAAAUAUCACAGACAUCAUCCUUAACAAUUUUGGGUAAGACAUUGAUUCAUUAGCCUUAAUGAUGAGUCCAAGGUAUAAGGAUUUUUUUUUUCACUUUAACUGUGUAGGGUGAGAAUAAGAAGUUAUAUUUCAAACAUUCUUAAUUUCAGAAUAUGAUAUAAAGUGCCUUGGGAGUAAACCUAGUACUCAUUAUCACUACUUGCCUAGAAUCAGAUGGAUGGUCAGUGCUUUUUUUAUUUUGAUGGCCAAGAAUAUUAAUACAUUAUGAGAAUUUUAUUAUUCUAAGUUUCAUGAUGAGUGCUUUAACUUUUCAAUGAUUUAUGAAUUGUGCAAUUGUUUUUAUGUAUGUAAUCUAUAUUACUUUAAUAAAAAAGGUAUUUUUGACAUUG